AGUAAGAGUAGAAGAAAGUGAGGUAGGAGAGGAGUGAAGGGAGGUUUUCCUCUCUCUCCAAAAAAAUAGCCUAACCUUCCGUUUUCUCAUGUUAUUCGGUUGACGGAGAUCUAGCUUCAUUCAUUCAUUCAUCCUUUCAUCUCCAAAUCCCUAACCUUUCUUUUCUCUCCCUCUUUCAAGAUCCAAAGACUCUUCUCUCCGAUCUCCCACAUCAUGUCUCACAGAAACGACACUAACACCUAUUCUUCCUUACCCAUCACCUCCUCCUACCUUGAAUUGCAGCGCCAAACCGAUUCCUCCAAAUCCCCUUCUUUCGACGAAGCCGAGGUCUAUUUGGGAUCCAAGGUCGACGACGACGAAGACGAUUUAGAAAUCGACAUCGAUAACUAUCCCCUCGUUGUUCCGGCUCCCACUCUGGGUUCUGGAGUACCCGGCGCUGUCUUCAAUUUGACAACUACGAUUAUUGGUGCAGGGAUUAUGGCCCUUCCCGCCACCAUGAAAGUUCUCGGAGUGGCUUUGGGGAUUGUGUUGAUUAUCGUGAUGGGAAUUUUAUCUGAAAUUAGUGUCGAAUUGUUGGUGAGGUUUUCCGUUAUGUGUAAGGCAUCCUCCUAUGGUGAGGUUGUGCAACACGCCAUGGGAAGGCCCGCGAGGGUUGUGUCGGAAAUUUGUAUAAUUGUGAACAAUGCUGGUGUUUUGGUCGUUUAUUUGAUUAUCAUGGGUGAUGUUAUGUCUGGUUCGGUUCACCACAUGGGGGUUUUUGACCAGUUAAUGGGGAAUGGCGUUUGGGAUCAGAGGAAGCUUGUUAUUCUUGUUGUUAUGGUGGUUUUCCUUGCUCCACUUUGUUCCCUUGACAAGAUUGAUUCGUUGAGUUUGACCUCAGCGGCGUCGGUGGCGCUUGCUGUGUUGUUUGUGAUUGUUGCUUUCACUGUGGCUUUCAUUAAGCUUGUUGAAGGGAAGGUUGAUUCUCCCAGGAUGGUUCCUGAUCUCAGCUCAAAAAGCGCAAUUUUGGAUUUGCUUGUUGUGAUUCCCAUCAUGACCAAUGCAUAUGUUUGUCAUUUCAAUGUGCAGCCAAUUUACAAUGAGCUUGAGCAGCGUUCGCCGCAGAAGAUGAACCGCGUUGGGAGGCUCACCACGGUUUUGUGCAUCCUGGUGUACGCCUCCACAGCCAUAUCUGGUUACCUUCUGUUUGGGGUUGAUACUGAGUCUGAUGUGUUGACUAAUUUUGAUAAGGAUCUUGGAGUUAGGUUUAGCUCUGCCAUAAACUACAUUGUUAGGGUAGGAUACAUUCUUCAUUUGAUACUUGUUUUCCCCGUGAUUCAUUUCUCCCUGCGCCAAACUGUGGAUGCUUUAGUGUUUGAGGGAUCACCUCCAUUGUCAGAAAGUAGGAAGAGAUCUCUUGGGUUGACUGUGGUUUUGUUGGUUCUCAUAUAUAUUGGGUCUACCAUGAUUCCAAGCAUAUGGACAGCUUUCAAGUUCACUGGGGCAACUACUGCUGUUUCAUUGGGUUUUAUAUUUCCUUCACUUGUUUCAUUGAGAUUACGGCAUCAGGGGGAUUUAAGCCGUGGAGAAUGGGUUUUAUCAUGGAUAAUGUUGGUAUUGGCUGUGACUGUUAGCAUAGUAGGUGUUGUUGGCAAUAUCUAUAGCCUUGAGAGUAAGUCUUAGUCACAAUUUGGUUUCUUUUUCAUGUGGUGAUUUUUUGAGUACGCAGCAUUUGUUCAUUGGCUCUGCUGCAAUGUUGUUCAAACAGUAGAAGAUAGGGGGUGACAGGAUUUUUCUAUAAUAUGGGAUAAGUAUUUUUGCCCCGGAUAUGAUAUAUAGGAUAUGAGAUGCACAUAAACCUUAAAAAGUCCUUGAAUUUUGAGGAAUGAUGACCAAUUGAUUCGGUACAAGAGGAAUUUGUGGCUGAUUAGUUUGCCACAGAUGUAGCUAUGUAUACAGUUCUGUUCUUUAUGCUAGUAUUAUCUUUUUUGUUCAUUGAUUUUA
This is a messenger RNA of Cajanus cajan (pigeon pea), 1983 nucleotides long. Its product is annotated as Transmembrane amino acid transporter family protein. Lineage: Eukaryota; Viridiplantae; Streptophyta; Magnoliopsida; Fabales; Fabaceae. Gene Ontology annotation, molecular function: L-amino acid transmembrane transporter activity. Gene Ontology annotation, biological process: amino acid transmembrane transport. Gene Ontology annotation, cellular component: membrane. The record is from RefSeq and is a predicted model, not a curated record.